AGGAAGAAAUCAUUGAGGGAACCAUGGCGUCAAGCCUUGAUAAUCAAGUUGCUUGGGAAGACUAUAUCUUACAAUGUGUUACUAACCAGAGUCACGGCUAUGUGGAAAUUGAUGGGGGACUUCACUUUGAUUGAUCUGGGACAUGGAUUUUACGCUGUGAAGUUCGAAGAGAUGGAUGAUAGGACGAAAGUAAUGACGGGGUGGUCCGUGGAAGAUAAUGGACCUUUAUUUGACAGUUCAAAGAUGGAAGCCUCACUUCCGUUCCUCAGAAGCUAUUGUGCCUUCAACUGCGGUAUGGAUUCACUUUCCGGAGUGUCUUACUUUGAGGAGGAUUUGCUCCUAGAAGCAGCAAAGCACAUUGGGACUCCGUUAAGAAUUGAUAGCACGAAGGCCUUGGCCGUGAAGGCACGUUUUGCUAGAGUUUGCGUUGAAGUUGAUCUUCAAAAGCCCCUUGUCUCGAAACGGUCAAAAGAGCUGUCAACGCCGGUAUUACCGGGAGUAACCGGAGGGGGAGUAGGCCGAAUCGCGGCCAAAGCAGUACCAUUAACGGGCGGUCUGAGAAGGUCUUUGAAUUUGGGAAUCAGCCAUGCUGGCCCCUGUAUUGGCCCCUCCAACAGUUCUCAAAGGACAAAACUCCGCUCUAUGACCGACCACCCCGCAAUGAAAGCACACCGCGGAAAAGAAAAGGGAGCUUCGCCUGCUAACCGAGAACAUGAUCAAAUCCACCAGGCUGCUAGCAGGAGAGAGGCUAUUUGCGGUAGUGGUAGACUGCUCAUAGCUCUUUUCCUCAUCAACACAAUGAAAAGUCAGUUAGUUGCCCCUCUUCCACAAUCCAGGAUGAAGAUC
Molecule: messenger RNA, 846 nt
Organism: Striga asiatica
Lineage: Eukaryota; Viridiplantae; Streptophyta; Magnoliopsida; Lamiales; Orobanchaceae
Source: the annotation of a GenBank genome assembly